Messenger RNA from Pelagomonas calceolata, 1130 nucleotides. The record is from the annotation of a GenBank genome assembly. NCBI's taxonomy places the organism in Eukaryota, Pelagophyceae, Pelagomonadales, Pelagomonadaceae.
GUAAGACACUAGGCAUCCAAGCAACAAGCACAUCUUAGCCGCUGCCGCGCGUGCUUGCUACUAUUUUAUACUAAGGACUGCGUUUUUACAUAUAACGGUACCGUGAACUCCUGCACAACCGUGGAAGCAUCGAACGCGUGCUCACAGACCUACAACAAGGACUGCCCCCUGGCUGGCUGCUUUGAGUCGCAAAGGUAUCAUCAUGCGCAUUGUCGCUGCGUACUUGCUGUGCGCCACGCAUGCAUUCGCACCGUCGACGCCAUCGCUGCGCGCGCCGACCGCGCUGCACGCCGAAAACCCCAUUCGCAAGUAUGGCGGCAGCGUCGUGCUAGGACUGCUUGGCAUCCAGAGCAUACGUGACCUCAUACUGGAAGUCCCGAAGCUCGGCUCCGACCAGGCGGACUACUUCGGUACGGCAAUAGACGUCGCGUUCACCGCCUUCGUCGCGACGCAGCUCGCGACCCAAAGCGGAGUGGCGCAGCCCGACGGCGGCGAGCCGUCGGCGGAUUUGGCGGGCCUCGACUUUAAGAUCACGAUGUCCGUCGGCCGCGAGAGCGGAACCUGGAUGGACAAGUCCUGGGCGGCGAGCGGCGCGCGGCUGUUGCUGCCCUUGCAGUGCAGCUUUACGGGCGACGAGUUGGAUCUAGGCUUCCCGGGCGAGGAGGCGCUCGCGGGCCGCUACUGCCGGCGGCUCGACUGCGAAGGCGGCUCCUUUGUCGGGCCGGGCGGCACUGUUACUGUUGCGUGUGAUGGAGGCGGCUGGUGGGCCGCGCCGACGGGGCGGCCCGGCGAGCAGAGCCUGAGGUUCUUUCUGGAUUUUCCCGCGGGCGCCGAGCGGAACGACGUGAGCAUACCUCCGGGUCGGGUCUUCUUCUCGUCGGCACUUUUGAACGGUGACGCGGAUGACGCGUACGACGUGCCCGCCUCGGAAAUUUACGAGGCGCGGGGCGGCCUCAAGCUGCUCAAUUCCGGUGGGUUGACCAUCAAGAAGAAUACUUUACUGAAUCUGUGGGGCGCGCUCGGCGACGUGAACCUGAUCCUGGGGAGGUACUCGCUGAGCGGCGGUAAAACCGCGGAGGCCGCGGAGCGGACCGCGUCGGAAGCGUCACCGGAAUAAGAGUAGUACCAAA